Molecule: messenger RNA, 1056 nt
Organism: Phlebotomus papatasi
Lineage: Eukaryota; Metazoa; Arthropoda; Insecta; Diptera; Psychodidae
Exons: 4
Coding region: 74-937 (287 amino acids)
Source: RefSeq, a predicted model, not a curated record
AACCUCAGUGUCAUCCGGAAGAAAAACAAACAUUCCCAAUCUUCCCAAUAUUUCUCAAAUUUUGGCUACAAAAAUGAAUUUUCCGGUUGUGCUUGUGGUGCAGGAUGGUGGUCCAUCGGCUGAGGAUGUCAUUACAAACAUCCGGAAUGCGCCCCUUGAAGAAAACACCCUGAUCCUUGAAAAUUCAAAUUUCAAGGGAUUCAGGCAUCAUCUGGUCACAAAAUACUACGAGACAGAUCUCCUGCUCGUCCCCAUUCCAUCUCCCCUGGAUUCCUGCCCACAGAAUCUGCUCAGCAGCGCCGAGGGCGUGUUAAUUUGCUUCGAUGCUAAAAAGAGAGACUUUCUAAAGGUCAUUCCCAAGUACGCCAACUUCCUCAAGAGUCACCAGAUCGAGCUUGGUAUCCUCCUGUGUGAUCAAUUGAGCGAGGAAGAGGCUGAUGGGAUCACCUACCGCGAGGCCAAGCAAUGCAGCAAGGUGCUAGAUGUAAUUGAGCUGGCAAGAACUGAGGAUCCGGACGAAGAGGAAGAUCCGCACAAUCCAACGGGGUAUGAGGAACUGCAGCAGGCUCUCAGGAGCUUUCUCUGGUCCAGCGCAGAAGUCAGCAAUGUUUAUCACCGAAGCAAUGGAUACUCCACAAUAGAUGCUCAAGAUGACGAGGAUGAGGACAGUCAGGAACUCCCUGCAGUCGAUCAGGUGGAUCCUGAAAUGAAUGAGGACGAAAUCUCCGCAGAAUUGGCAAAUUACGAGCGUCUGCUCAGCGAAGUAAUCCAAUUCCGUUCGACUACUUCCUCUUGGACGAGGAAUGAGCGCCUUGCUUAUGCCCAGGAGUUUGCAAGUCUCUUUGAUGAGCUGCUGGGCAUAGAGUCGGGCUCAGACGAUGAGGAUCACUACGCUGAGGAGCACGUGAUUGCAGUGGAGGAGCCAACACCAAAAUAAAUGGAGAAGGGGAAUAUCUUAUCGGGAUAGGCAUCCUGUAAAACAUUUAUUUUAUAUAUAAUUACUAAUUGUAUUAUUACAAAAAAUACGCAAUACACAGGUUUAUGUUAUCAUCGGUA